Messenger RNA from Echinops telfairi (small Madagascar hedgehog), 993 nucleotides. RefSeq names its product olfactory receptor 11H6. Gene Ontology annotation, biological process: G protein-coupled receptor signaling pathway. NCBI's taxonomy places the organism in Eukaryota, Metazoa, Chordata, Mammalia, Afrosoricida, Tenrecidae. Gene Ontology annotation, cellular component: membrane. Gene Ontology annotation, molecular function: olfactory receptor activity; G protein-coupled receptor activity. Bases 1 to 993 code for a protein of 330 amino acids. The record is from RefSeq and is a predicted model, not a curated record. The transcript has a single exon.
AUGCUCAUUAAUAUUCAUUCUUUGUUUUCUUCUCAUUCUGGAAUAGCUUUGACACCCAGGAAUAGAACCAUACAUGUUGUGACCGAAUUUAUCCUCCUGGGUUUCUCUUGUCAAAGGGAGACUCAAAACAUCCUGUUCUCACUAAUCCUCCUGGUCUACCUCCUGACCCUGCUGGGGAAUGGAGCUAUUGUCUGUGCAGUGAAAUGGGACAGGAGGCUGCACACACCUAUGUACAUCCUCCUGGGAAAUUUUGCCUUCCUAGAGAUCUGGUAUGUUUCCUCCACUGUACCAAACAUGCUGGUUAACAUCUUCUCUGAGACCAAGACCAUCUCUUUCUCGGGCUGCUUCCUCCAAUUCUACUUCUUUUUCUCACUGGGUACAACCGAGUGUUUCUUCUUGUCUGUUAUGGCCUAUGAUAGGUACUUGGCCAUUUGCCGCCCACUGCACUACCCCUCUAUCAUGACUGGAAAGUUCUGUGUGAUCCUGGUCUGCAUUUGCUGGGUGAGUGGGUUCCUCUGCUAUCCAGUCCCCAUUGUCCUUAUCUCCCAACUUCCCUUCUGUGGACCCAAUAUCAUUGACCACAUCGUGUGUGACCCAGGUCCAUUGUUUGCACUGGUCUGUGUUCCUGCACCAUCUACUGAGCUUAUCUGCUACACCUUCAACUCCAUGAUUAUCUUUGGGCCCUUCCUCUCCAUUUUGGGGUCUUACACACUGGUGCUCCGAGCUGUUCUGCGUGUUCCCUCUGGAGCUGGUAGAACUAAAGCUUUCUCCACAUGUGGGUCCCACCUGAUGGUGGUGUCUCUGUUCUACGGGACUCUUAUGGUUAUGUAUGUGAGUCCAACAUCCGGGAACCCAGCAGGGAUGCAGAAAAUCGUCACUCUGAUAUAUUCAGCAAUAACUCCACUAUUAAACCCCCUUAUUUACAGUCUACGGAACAAGGACAUGAAGAAUGCUCUAAAGAAAGUCCUGGGAUUGAGAACUGGCCAAGGCUGA